UCUCCCCCUCUCUCUCCCUCUCUCUUUCUGCCCCUCUGUCUCGCUCUCUCAUCUCUUGCUCAGUCUCCUCCCCCUCAUAUUUUCAUUGGAUUCAAGUGGGGAGAUGCUCCUCCUUCAUCUCUUAUUGCGUACAUCGGAGCACUCCCCCCCCUCUCUCCCUCUCUCUUUCUCUCUCCUCGCAUCACUGGACUACUGACAGCAUUAGGGCACAUGCCCCUUACCUUUGGAUCCAUGACCACAGGUUCUCACAACUCACAGCUGCCCCUUUCUUCUCUUCUCCUGUCUUAAUUUUUUCUUGAUGUUUUGACGGCGCUUCUGUACAAUGACAUCAUGAGGCAUUUUUUUGCGAUGUGGUCCAAAGACUGAUUUUUCUCUUACCUGAGUGUGCAUCCCCUCACGGCUCUCCUCCUCCUUGGCACCUGCUGUCUCUCUACUUCUCAACUACUCCUUUUUUGUCCUCCUUCAAAGUUGUGCUUUCACACGUUUCUUCUGUGCGCGUGUCCUGUCCGAGCUCCAGGAUGAUCUUCUUCUCCACAGCUGCGUUUGUGGGCGCGACUUUGGGCACAGCCUCGGGCAUCCUCACCCUGUGUGGGCUCUCACUCCUCUGUAGGUCCUGCAAGAAGGGGAAACUGGAGUUAAGUGAAGGGGCCACGGAUGUCGAGAAGGCCAAAUCAAGUGUUCUUCACUCUUUACAACGGUUCAGAGUGGAAAAGUCUACAGAACCGAUACAGCCCAAAGCCCGGCAAAGCUUCUACAAACCAAAACCAUCAGUCACCUCUCCUGAAGUCAUCAACAGUGGAGACCAGGGGAACCCUGAUGACACACAUCCUGUCAAAGAAGCCGAGGCGUGUGGCCAUGCUGCAGGUGGAGAGGAGACGCUGCCCAGAGAGGACUCCAUGGAUGAGACACCAUGCAGCACGGAGCUGAGCAGGGGGAUGACCACCAGCAACUCCAUCAUCCACCCAAAGCUGCACUUCUCACUCACUUACAACACACACAGCAAAGAACUGCACAUCACAGUCAUAGAAGCGGAGCAUGUGAGUGCGGAGGCAGGGUGCGAGGGCUACGUGUCGGGCUGCCUGACCACAGGCGGCCAGGUGGAGAGGCAGGCUCAGACGUCAGCGCGCCGCCUCACCGAUCACGUCCAGUGGGGUGAGGCGCUGACCUUCCCCCUGCCUGCUGGAUACCAGGUGGAGGGAGAGGUGUCCCUCUCGCUCCACAGCUGCGACCGCUUCUCCCGCAACAGCUGCCUGGGUGCCAUGAGGUUCAAGCUGGUUGACGUGGGCAUGAUGUCAGAUGCCGACUGCUGGGUCGACCUUCAGCCACCAAAGCAGGAGGUGCCGUCGUCUGCCGGUGAGCUGCUCCUGUCGGUCAGCUACCUGCCUGCUGCCAACAGGCUGGGGGUGGUGGUCAUGAAAGCCAGAGGACUGCAGUCUCAGCGGCUGAAGAACACCAUCGACUUGUCCGUCAAGCUGUCCCUGAAGCACCAGUCCACCAAGUUGAAGAAGAAGCAGACGCGGCGCGUGAAGCACAAGGUCAACCCCGUCUGGAACGAGAUGAUGAUGCUGGAGGUGCCCAGGGAGCUGCUGCCCAACUGCAGCCUGGACUUGGAGGUCCUCAACCAGGCCGGGCCGGGGAGGCUGGAGCCCCUGGGCAGCUGCCAGCUGGGUCUGCAGGCCUCCGGCACGGGCCUCCAGCACUGGCAGCAGAUGCUCGACAACCCCCGCAAGCAGAUUGCCAUGUGGCACCCUAUCUUCGCUUGACACCUUUGUCUGUGUGUGUUUGUGUGUGUGUUUUUUUUUAUAUCAUCUUCUCUUUGCUUGAUACCUUUGGGUGUGUACGGUAUGUGUGUUUUUUCAUGUCAUGCUCUCUUCACUUGACACCUUUGUUUUUAUGUCAUCCUCUCUUUUCACUUAUACUCUGGGAGGUAUUCCAAGAACCUGGUUCAAUUGUAAAACAGGUUGAUUGAAACUUGAAGUAGCGGUAAAUCAUCUAAUAGAGGAGCUUGUUGACCUCAUUUUCUUAAUGAUUUCAUUUUUUUGAUGACACCUGUUGGACUAUCUAUUACUAUCAGGUUUGCCACUUCCUGAGGGUAAAAUUUGCCAGGUUUUUCGCUUAAAUAUGUUCAUGGAAUACCCCUCAGACCUCCGUCAUCCUCUCUUUCAGUUCCAGCCAAACCUCCCUCCCUCCCUCUCUGAUGUCUUUCUGUAGUCGUGACUCACCGAUAAGGCUUGAACAUCUUUCAUGUGUUCCCUUGAGGUUUGUGCUAAGUAGGACAUCUCUCCUUCUUCACUUGAGUUCUUGCACUGUAGUUCUGCCAUGGUUUGCAGCACCACAUGUGUAUUAGCUACAGAACAUGUACUGUAUGAAACUAUGAAAGAUGCAGUGUUAAUUCAACUUCUAGUCAGUUGAACAUCUUCUAGAUUCUGUAUUUGGACCAAGAGUGUUGAAUUAACAUUGCAUGGUCGUACUGUGUACUCAAUGUAUUUAUUCAAUCAGAAACACUUGUUGUCAGGGUAUGUAUACAUUUAGAACUCUGAACUAAAAAGUAACGAUUCUUGGUUUAGGGCUUCUGCACACCGGCUCCGACAGCACUGCGGAGCACUUUCGCUUCAGACACAAUUCGGACCGGCAAACCCAAUUCCACAGGAACAUAGCAUGGAUAGUCAAUGGGCGGCUCCGACAAAAUAGAACUCGUCUCUAAUCGCUAGCCGACAUCCGCGAAUGUCCGUGGACAUUAGCGCCAGUGUGCGGGGUUGUAUUGACAACAAUGGAAUCGAACUUUGGCAGAGCAGUGCUCAGCACCUUGUCGGAGCCGAUGUGCGGAGGCCCUUAGUCAUAAGAAGAAGAAAAAAGAAUCACUGCCUUAUGUACAUAUGUAUUUUUUCAAACAGUCCCUUACCUUGGCAGUGCCAUUUAUGUUAUGAUUGAAAUUUAAAUUAUAUGUUUUAAUAUUCCAAAUAAAUAUAUCACAUGAUAAUCAAAUGUAGUGUAGUGUAGCUCUUCAAUUACACUCAGUACGAAUGUUGGAAAAUACUCUGUUAAAUAUCAUCUCAGACUUGCUAACUGAUUCUUGUUUUGUGCGCAAUGCAGCAAAGAUAUUUAUAUUCUAUGUACUGUAUAAUAAAAGAAUAUUCAAAAGAU
This is a messenger RNA of Engraulis encrasicolus (European anchovy), 3144 nucleotides long. It is a transcript of the gene syt13, whose product is annotated as synaptotagmin XIII. NCBI's taxonomy places the organism in Eukaryota, Metazoa, Chordata, Actinopteri, Clupeiformes, Engraulidae. Gene Ontology annotation, biological process: vesicle fusion; regulation of dopamine secretion; cellular response to calcium ion. Bases 519 to 1763 code for a protein of 414 amino acids. Gene Ontology annotation, cellular component: synapse; axon; exocytic vesicle. The transcript has 6 exons. Gene Ontology annotation, molecular function: calcium ion binding; SNARE binding; clathrin binding. The record is from RefSeq and is a predicted model, not a curated record.